GGCGCGCAGGAACCAGAGCGGCGGCCGCAUCCUCGCCGCCCGCCCCGGCCGGGCCGCGUCCCCUAGCCGUCGGGCAUGGAGCCGUGGAGGCAGUGCGCGCAAUGGCUCAUCCACUGCAAGGUGCUGCCCGCCAACCACCGGGUGACCUGGGACUCGGCUCAGGUGUUCGACCUGGCGCAGACCCUGCGCGAUGGGGUCCUCCUCUGCCAGCUGCUCAACAACCUCCGGGCGCGCUCCAUCAACCUGAAGGAGAUCAACCUGAGGCCGCAGAUGUCCCAGUUUCUCUGUUUGAAGAACAUACGGACCUUCCUCACGGCCUGUUGCGAGACGUUUGGAAUGAGGAAGAGCGAGCUCUUCGAGGCCUUUGACCUGUUUGAUGUCCGGGACUUUGGAAAGGUGAUAGAAACGCUAUCGCGACUCUCCCGAACACCCAUCGCGUUGGCCACCGGAAUCAGGCCCUUCCCGACAGAAGAGAGCGUCAAUGAUGAGGACAUCUACAAAGCCCUUCCCGACCUGAUAGACGAGACCCGCGUGGAGGACGAGGAGGGCCUGUAUGACUGUGUGUACGGGGAAGACGAAGGCGGAGAGGUCUACGAGGACUUGAUGAAAGCGGAGGAGGCGCAGCAACCCAAAUGUCCAGAGAAUGACAUACGAAGUUGCUGCCUCGCAGAAAUUAAGCAGACGGAAGAAAAAUACACAGAAACACUGGAGUCGAUAGAGAAGUUCUUCAUGGCACCACUAAAACGAUUUCUGACGGCAGCAGAAUUUGACUCUGUCUUCAUCAACAUUCCCGAACUUGUAAAAGUUCAUCGGAACCUAAUGCAAGAAAUUCACGAUUCCAUCGUAAAUAAGAACGACCAGAACUUGUAUCAGAUUUUCAUUAACUACAAGGAAAGGCUGGUGAUUUACGGGCAGUACUGCAGCGCCGUGGAGUCGGCCAUCUCCAGCUUGGACUACAUCUCUAAGACGAAAGAGGACGUCAAACUGAAAUUAGAGGAAUGUUCCAAACGGGCCAACAAUGGGAAGUUCACGCUCCGAGACUUGCUCGUGGUCCCCAUGCAGCGCGUGUUGAAGUACCACCUUCUCCUGCAGGAACUGGUCAAGCAUACCACCGACCCCACAGAGAAGGCGAAUCUGAAACUGGCUCUGGAUGCAAUGAAGGACUUGGCACAGUAUGUGAACGAAGUGAAGAGAGACAACGAGACCCUGCGUGAAAUCAGGCAGUUCCAGCUCUCCAUAGAAAACCUGAACCAACCAGUGUUGCUUUUUGGACGGCCCCAGGGAGACGGUGAGAUUCGAAUCACCACCCUGGACAAGCACACCAAGCAAGAGAGGCACAUCUUCUUAUUCGACCUGGCAGUGAUUGUAUGUAAAAGAAAAGGUGACAACUAUGAAAUGAAGGAGAUAAUAGAUCUUCAGCAGUACAAAAUAGCCAACAAUCCUACAACGGAUAAAGAAAACAAGAAGUGGUCUUAUGGCUUCUACCUCAUCCAUACCCAAGGACACAAUGGGUUAGAAUUUUAUUGCAAAACAAAAGAUUUAAAGAAAAAAUGGCUGGAACAGUUUGAAAUGGCUUUGUCCAACAUAAGGCCAGACCAUGCCGACUCCAAUUUCCACGAGUUUAAGAUGCACACCUUCAGCCGGGUGACCUCCUGCAAGGCCUGCCAGAUGCUGCUCAGAGGAACCUUUUACCAGGGCUAUUUAUGCUUCAAGUGCGGCGCCAGGGCUCACAAAGAAUGUCUGGGAAGAGUCGACAACUGUGGCCGAGUUAAUUCUGCGGAACCGGGGACGCUCAAAGCACCGGAGAAACGGACCAAUGGGCUGCGGAGGACCGCCCGGCAGGUGGACGCAGGUUUGCCGAAGAUGCAGGUCAUCAGGAGCUACACCGGGACGCCACCCCCCGCGCCCCACGAAGGGCCCCCGCUCCACAUCCAGGCCGGGGACACGGUGGAACUUCUGCGGGGAGACGCGCACAGCCUGUUCUGGCAGGGUAGAAAUUUAGCCUCUGGAGAGGUUGGAUUUUUUCCAAGUGACGCUGUCAAGCCUUGCCCAUGCGUGCCCAAACCAGUAGAUUAUUCUUGCCAGCCUUGGUACGCUGGGGCGAUGGAGAGACUGCAGGCGGAGACCGAACUUAUAAACAGGCUGAACAGCACUUACCUGGUGAGGCUCCGGACCAAAGAGUCGGGCGAAUAUGCAAUUAGCAUUAAGUACAAUAAUGAAGCAAAGCAUAUCAAGAUUGUAACAAGAGAUGGCUUAUUUCACAUUGCAGAAAAUAGAAAAUUUAAAAGUUUAAUGGAACUUGUGGAGUAUUACAAGCAUCACUCCCUGAAGGAAGGCUUCAGGAGCUUGGAUACCACCCUCCAGUUUCCAUACAAGGAGCCGGAGCCCGCGGCCGGACAGAGGGGCAGCCGGGUGGGCAGCAGCUUGCUGAGCCCCAAGGUGCUGGGCAUCGCCGUGGCGCGCUACGACUUCUGUGCGAGAGACAUGCGCGAGCUGUCCCUGCUGAAGGGGGACGUGGUGAAGAUCUACACCAAGAUGAGCGGGAACGGCUGGUGGCGAGGAGAAGCGAACGGCAAGGUGGGCUGGUUUCCGUCCACGUACGUGGAGAUGGAUGAGUAGGUGCCAAUCCAGCGUGGCUCCGCCCCAGACACUUCCGAGACGGGACAGACGAAGCCUGCACAGCGCUGCGAAUGAACCCAUGUGUUUCAGAAGCUGCAUUUCCGGCUAUUCCACGCCCUCCCUCCUGAGUCUGAAUCCUGGGGUCUGAGAAUGCUGGUGCUGACGGACAGCUGGGCAAGGGGCAGCGACCAGUGGGUCAUCGUCGGGGGCCAGGGCAAAGCCCGAGCUUGCUCUUCUCCCCCAAAGAGCCCAGCAAACACAGGGUUCAUCUUUCCACUUCCUUCAUCCAGACCGACCCCAUGAUGCCGCCAUCAGGAAAUGCUCCCGCCGGUUUCUUCUCACGUGCCAUUCGCCAGAAUCUCUUAUGGUCCAAAGUUCAAUGUUGCCCUUCCCAGCACAGAGCCCACGAGGGCUCCGCUGUCGGGCAGCUGAUGGAGGGUCCAGUAUGACUCCUCGUCUUAAAGGGCCUCGCAGGGGGCUCGUGGCGAACACUUUUAUUCAGUUCCUCAUCUGUUGCCCUGGUCACAGUUGCGAGUCACUGUAUAGAGAGAAAAAAAGUACAUAAAAGCGAGCGUCUCCCUGUGAGACCCUCCCGCCCCGGUCACCUCUAGGGUUGUUGUGAAGACGUGGUCUCUCACUUGGUGAAGCCACCUUGGCUGAUAGGGGACAGGCAGCUGCGAGGGACCUGAGUGAGGACACAUUGUUUACAGAAGCAGAUUAAGGGCUAUCAUGUCUUUGAAGUCAUUUGACAGGAGCAACAUCUAUUAACACGGGCCUUUUUUUCUCCC
Molecule: messenger RNA, 3407 nt
Organism: Eptesicus fuscus (big brown bat)
Lineage: Eukaryota; Metazoa; Chordata; Mammalia; Chiroptera; Vespertilionidae
Gene: VAV3
Product: vav guanine nucleotide exchange factor 3
Exons: 27
Coding region: 76-2619 (847 amino acids)
Biological process (GO): regulation of GTPase activity; intracellular signal transduction; cell migration
Cellular component (GO): plasma membrane; cytoplasm
Molecular function (GO): protein binding; guanyl-nucleotide exchange factor activity
Source: RefSeq, a predicted model, not a curated record